Messenger RNA from Thermothelomyces thermophilus ATCC 42464, 2205 nucleotides. RefSeq lists its product as uncharacterized. The record is from RefSeq and is a predicted model, not a curated record. The coding region runs from base 1 to 2205 and encodes 734 amino acids. The transcript is spliced from 3 exons. Gene Ontology annotation, biological process: DNA-templated transcription. NCBI's taxonomy places the organism in Eukaryota, Fungi, Ascomycota, Sordariomycetes, Sordariales, Chaetomiaceae. Gene Ontology annotation, molecular function: zinc ion binding; DNA binding.
AUGGGAAACGACCUCGCAGCCGCAGACGGUUCGUACCCAGACUAUCUUCCGUGGAGCGACUUUCAAGACGAGCUAGACAGAUACCCGAGCACUGUUCAGCUCACCAGACAGGACACGUCCCUGUGCGCCAUUCCCAAUUUUGCCAAUAUCCCGUCUCCUUCAGAACUGGUAGUGGCGUCGUCCAGGACUUCCAUCAACACCCCAGAGACUAGCGUAAUGUCACUUGAAUACGCAGCGGUGCCGGGCACCAGGGAUUUUGCUACGGCAGUUCACUCAGACAGCGCGGUACCCGAGUUUGAAGCAGUCGUCCUUGCCGAAGCUGAGUGGAAUCUGGCGCGUUGCAACCCACCACCACCGCCUGGACAUUGCCCGAAAACGGCGGUUGUUCACCUCCGAAUCCUAGAGCAAAAGUCAAAACAGGAAGACACGUGGAGCGCUUUGGAAGAGUAUCUGGAGAAGGUCGAGGGGGACGCGUCUGACUUGGCGCCGGUAGUGCCUAUAAGUUCCUGCACCCGGGACAAGUUGCUCGCCAUCACCCAGAGCUUCUUGCAUAAAGCUCUAGAAAUCCACCGGAGGGGGCAUAAUAGCUGCAGGAAGAGCGGGUAUUGCAGCCCCGGAGACUGCAACUUCAUAGUCCUACCCCCGCCGAAGAUCCUCGAGUACUUCUUACGGAGCUAUCUACGCAGCCUUACAGUUUACUACCCCCUGGUAACUGCUGGCUGUGUAGAUCCAAACGAGAUGCUACAAGACAACCAGGCAUCGACGCUUCUGGUGCUGCUCAUGAUUGCCCAGGGAGCUGCAGCUAUGCCACUUCAGGAAGCUCGUUAUCUCUCCGCGGGCCUGACGGAAACUUGCCGCAUAUCCCUCUUUGACAUUGUUGAGAAGGAUAUGGGACUGUCGGCAGAUCCCACUACCCUUCGCUGUGCGCUCUUAUUUCUUGUCCUUGGCGCUUGGAGCGGGGACAAAUGGCUCAUGGACAUCGCCAUGGGCCAGCGGGGCAUGUAUAUGUCGACUGCGAAGAAUCCGAAGUUCGAUGACAAUGCAAUAAAUUCCGAGGUCCAAUGGCGCGCCUGGGUUGAGCGUGAGACUCGGCACAGACUGGUUUACAACUACGUCAUGCUGGACCAGGAGCUCAGCCUUUUCCAUGACACCGCGCCUCUGUUUGCGAUCACGGAGCUUCAAUGCCCCCUCCCAGCCCCUGAAGUACUCUGGAUGUCGGCCGACUCGGCGCAAUGGCUUGGUGCAAUGCAGUCAUUAAACGUCUGUACAGUCAAUGGCACCCAGCCGAUUUUCAGCACCGCGCCUGCUGCGCAAUCUCUCCAUGGACUUUUCCAGGAGUUCCUCCAAGAUCACCCCUUGAUGGGACAGGCCGGCCUUUCUCCGCAGCACUUAAGGUUGCUUCUACAUCCACUUCAGGCAAUGGUCUGCCAUUUGCGCCAGAUGGUGUCGUGUUUUUCCGACGUUUUUAGCACGCCGCACCCCGCUGGCUGCCCUGUGACCAAGGAAUCGAUACUUCACCGGUUGGACGAGGUGCAGGCGUUAUUGCAGAAAUGGUACGACAUCACCAUGAACUACAGCAAGACCAACCCAGGGUGUCCAGCUACCCAUUGCAACUUGAUCAUGUACCAUCUGGUUUCUCUCAACACGGUAGCUGACUUCUCCGAGAUCGAGAGGUUAGCACGCCGCGAGGAGUUCGGUGGUCUGCAGUGGGAAUUGCCAAUUCGCCACGGGAAGUGCAUCUUUCAUCGCCAAAAAGCCAUCAUUCACUGUGGUCAGGUCAUCCGGCUCCUACGUCUGAUGCCCAAGGAAUGCAGGCCAGCGUGGUGGCCAGCGGCCAUGUACCGGGCUAUGCUGACUCUAUGGGCCGACAGCAUAUCAAGGGUCGAUCCUAAUGCCCGGGGAGAUGAACAUGGGAAUAUUGGAUCUCAGGAGUCUGUUCUGGUCAUGAUUGAUCAGCUAACUCUCGAGCAUCCGGCACUUAUCAACUACCUGUGGAGCGGCAAUGGAAUGCCCUUGUUGACGCAACCGAGGGGUACACAAGUUGGCUUGGAUGAUCCAGGACGUCUCCUUACCUGUGCUAUCAACGACAUUGAAACCUGUUAUAGCUCGAGAAUUGGGGAGGGUAUCAAGCGGAAGUUGAUCUCCUUAGGGAAGAAUUGGAAUCUGGAAGUGUCGGUGUUGUCACCGUCUGGUGCUGGAUGUUAG